CGGCCUUUCAGUUCCUGUUUCUACGCAAAUCAGAAAUCCUAAGCAACACCGCUCACUGCUGAAGUUUUGUGCUGUUUUAUUACUGAACAAUCCUACAUGUGAUCGAGAACAUGGGAACGAAAAGGAAAUAGAAUAAGCCAUCAUAUAGGCUACCAGAGACACACGCUUACUGCUGCUAUUAGCGGGUCUCCACCAAGCAGAAGGAGCCAGCUCCGAAAUGGCAAGCCUGAACUGGAAGCCGUUCAUCUAUGGGGGGAUGGCCUCCAUCGUCGCGGAGUUCGGCACCUUCCCCAUUGACUUAACCAAAACCCGGCUGCAGGUGCAGGGUCAGUCACACUGUAUGGAGGUGCGUUACCGGGGGAUGUUCCACGCACUGCUCCGGAUCGGACAAGAGGAGGGCGUAAAGGCGCUUUACUCGGGGAUUUCACCAGCCCUCCUACGGCAGGCGUCCUACGGGACAAUUAAGAUUGGCACCUACAACACGUUGAAAAAGUUGUUUGUCAGCCGCCCUGAAGAUGAGACCAUGGUCAUCAACGUGUUCUGUGGAGUGGUAUCAGGAGUCUUGUCGUCUUCGUUAGCCAAUCCCACAGAUGUGCUGAAGAUUCGCAUGCAAGCGCAGGGCAGCCUACUCCAGGGCAGCAUGAUGUCCAACUUCAUGAACAUCUACCAGACAGAGGGCACCCGUGGCCUGUGGAGGGGCGUGAUACCUACAGCACAGCGAGCGGCCAUUGUUGUUGGGGUGGAGCUACCUGUGUACGACAUCACCAAGAAGCACCUCAUUGGUUCAGGAGUGAUGGGUGACACUAUCCUCACACAUUUUGUCUCCAGUUUUACCUGUGGCCUGGCGGGGGCGCUGGCGUCCAACCCGGUGGACGUGGUGCGUACGCGGAUGAUGAACCAGCGAGUGUUGGCAGGCAGCCCGCUCUACAAAGGCACGCUGGACGGCCUCAUGCAGACCUGGAGGGGUGAGGGCUUCUUUGCCCUCUACAAGGGCUUCUGGCCCAACUGGCUCCGUUUAGGACCCUGGAACAUCAUUUUUUUCAUGACGUACGAGCAGCUGAAGAAGCUUCCCUUAUAGCCAGCCUGCUGAACACCCUUCGAGGGAUCGGAACCUUCUCCCUCAAGGGUUCUUGUGCAUUCACAAUCACUCCCUGAUCACGUGUGUGUGUGUAUGUGCGUUGCAAGUUAUUUAAGUAUUAUUUAAAUGUUUUUUUUUAUGCAUAGCUUCCUUUUUCAUUUGUUUUUAUUUGUUUUUAUUUAUUUAUUGUUAUACCAUUUCAUGUUGCUUAUUUGCUCUAUUCGACUCCAUCUUUCAUUUCAAAUCCCCUCCCUGGCAGCUGAACAAUAAUGUUGGUCAUUUUGGACCAAGCUGGAAUGGAUAGCAGGUGGAAAACUACUAAUGCAGUGAUGCCACAUUGGGAAUUUUAUCCUUUUUAUUAAUUGAUCAAGCAAUAGUUUUUAUUUUGCCUUCAUUUCUUUGAAUGUUUGUGACUGCUCUAUUUGGGAUAUGGAGCUGUAUGACGGUAUGUGCACUGAGGUGAGUGGCAGUGAUGCUGAUGCGUAACACACACAGCCUGUCGUGAUGUGUCAGUGGUCAGCUAGUCCUCCACGUGGUAUUCCUGCUUUGGAUAGAUACCUACGGAAGGUGUUCAGAUGCACCAGCGAGUUGUAAGAUGCUCACAAGUAUAAGAUACAGUAGGCAGCAAUUAAAUAUAAUUGUUGUUAACUAAAUGCCUCAAUAGGUAACCCAGAGGAAAUAUUAGUAUAUAAACCACCUCUUUAGAUGAAUUGGCAGUUUGUGAACAUGUGUGCAGAUGCCAUAUGCUGCCUUUGUGCCUGUUAAAAAAGGACAUUUUCAGGAGCUGUGAAUGUUUCUAGGCAAUGAUCUUUCAACAGUCUUCCAUUCAACACUUCUGCUUUACCAGAUUGGCCACCACAGUUCAAACCCAAGUACUGUCUAUUACAACCCUAAAAGUAAAAUAUUGCUCUCACUCAGCCAAUUAACCCCCGAAAGGUCAGAUUAGUAGUGGGCACUACUUGAUUUCAAUUUGUCUUGGCUGGAGAGCAGAACUUGUGUAUAAUGGACGAUACCUGUGUUUGCAUGACCGGACGCAAAACUCAAUACUCAUCCAGUUUUUGUGUUCCUGAAAAGUAGAUUUGAACUGCAUGUUUUCAUAUCACUUCCACCCAAUAAUGUAAGUGUGAUGAACCAUUUUCCCACUAAAGUCUAGAACCAUUCAAGGAACUAAAACACAUAGUUCCUGAAAGCUUAUGUUUGCUUUUUCUAAAAGAUGUUAAGACUGUGACUAUUUUGUGAAUGGGUAAACUGGGUCACUUUGAUGAACUUUAAAUAUGUAUUUAUUUCUCUGAGCCAAUAUAGUUUGUAUCUAAUGUUUUUUUUUCCCCCUCUUUUUUUCUGGAAAUGCUUCACUGUAGCUUAUGAUGUGAACAAACGUGAACAAACAUGAACGUGAAGCCCACGUUCAUGUUCACAAAAUGUUGCAACAUUUGAUCAUACUUGCAGUAUAUGAAUUUUCCUUUGAAUGGCCAUUGUAUGAAUAAGGCUCAUCUUAUAGUUUUUCCAAAAGCUUUGAUGUCUGUUUUAGCAUUAUGGCCUGUUGAAUCGCUUCUGAAUUCCAGUAAAUCCUUGCUUACUUUGUAGUACAUUUACAUGGUGGUGGUCAAGUAUAGCCCCACUGGGAAGCUUGUAUUUAACCAGUUGGCAACAUUUAGGGCUGUUACUCUACGAAGCACUUUCUGGGCCCUAGAAAAAAAAAUAUCCCUAAAAUUAUUCCGAAGUUAUUGUAAAGGUUUCUGAGUUCUGACACCAAGAGAGGUGGAGGAGAAGCGAUUUGAACAGAGAUUGCGGGCAUUCUUGUGAUCUGCUGCAGCGAAGGUUUCUGGUAUGGCUCAUGUAUUCACCCCCCUCAUUCAAAAAAAAGUGUAGUCUUCCACUAAUUUCAGAAGAGCCACCUUUGCCAGCAGGUCUGGCGUUUCUGUAGGCAAGUUUGACGUAGUUUUGGAGCCCUGAAUUUGCUCACUUUAGGUUGUUUCUGAGAGGAUCUGUGUCAUACUGUCAAGUACCACCUACAGCAGUAAGUAUGCAAGGUCCUGUCUGGGACAUGUGAGAAAUCACUAUCUUGGUACAAGGUUGUUUUGGGGAUUGUGGUUGAUCAUGACCUAAUUGUUUUGCACAAAGAUCUAGACGGACAUCAAUGGUAGCGCUCUUGCCCUGUGACUAGGACGAGGAUGGUCAAAACUACCCUAGUCUUUGACAGACUGGAGAUUUGGUUGACCAAGUUAGUUAUAACUAUGGCAUGGCAACUAUAAGGUAUUUGGGAUUUAAAGAUGAGACUCAUUGAGCUUUAUAUCAUACAUCACAUUGAUCUGCAAUGCAGUGCUUUAGCUGUUACCACCACUUGGUGAAGAUGAGGGUACGACUUUAGAGGGUUUUAUGAGUUGUGCAUGCAGAGUUUCAUUUUUAAUGGCAGGUGUGCGUUGUAAAUAGGCCAUCACAUAAGAGAAGAUGCCUUUUAGAAACAAUUCAUUUUAAGAUCCUCAGUCAUGAGAGAGGAGGAAACUUCAUGUAGCAGUUGAGUUCUGACAAAGUACAUGUACAGCGUUGCACCUCAUCAAGCCAUCACAAUAAUGGAUCAUACACACUCCAAGGGAGUUCACUGUUACAUGUCCUGCCUUCAUAUAACGUGUACAUUUACUGCUUCACAACUUGCCUCGUAAUUUGUCAUUCACCCAUUCUAUGUUUUGUCAGCAUAAAUUCUAUUGGUUGCACUGUAUUGUUAUUAUGGACUUUGGAGGAAAAAUAUAUUUCUGCUAUAAUGCCUAAUUCCUUUGUAUAUUUUCUAUUGUAUGAGAUUUGAAAAGAGCAGACACAGAAAUCAAAUGUUUCAAAUGGAAGCUUUUUUUUUUUUUUUUUUUUUUUUUUUUUUUUGUUUAACUUUGAUUCUAUAUCUUCUUCAGUUUUAAAGUGCAGCCAAGGCCAAGACACACAUGUGCCAGUGUUGUAAAUGGAGAAAUAAGUUGUCUUUAUGUUUAGCAUUUUGUGUGUAUGAUUUGUUAUUCUGACAGUCAUGACUCAUGCUUCAUUUGCUCUGAGAAAUUAUGAUUAUGAUCCUCGAUAGUAAAAUACUGUUUUCCCCCAUUAUAAUUAUUAUUUAUUAUUUAUUCCUGCUUUGUUAGAAAUUAUAUAGCCUAAGAAAUAAGGUACAUCUAUAGGAUAACAUCUUGUGAAAAGGUGUGUGCUAUUUGCUACUUUGUCAAUACGUCUGAUAAAGAGUUGCGAAAUGUU
Messenger RNA from Alosa sapidissima (American shad), 4306 nucleotides. It is a transcript of the gene slc25a14, whose product is annotated as solute carrier family 25 member 14. The record is from RefSeq and is a predicted model, not a curated record. The transcript has 9 exons. Lineage: Eukaryota; Metazoa; Chordata; Actinopteri; Clupeiformes; Clupeidae. Gene Ontology annotation, biological process: mitochondrial transport. Gene Ontology annotation, cellular component: mitochondrial membrane. Bases 218 to 1078 code for a protein of 286 amino acids.